This is a messenger RNA of Phragmites australis (common reed), 821 nucleotides long. RefSeq lists its product as uncharacterized. The coding region runs from base 57 to 800 and encodes 247 amino acids. The record is from RefSeq and is a predicted model, not a curated record. The transcript is spliced from 3 exons. NCBI's taxonomy places the organism in Eukaryota, Viridiplantae, Streptophyta, Magnoliopsida, Poales, Poaceae.
CAUUCCAGUUUGCAGCAGUAUUUGCAUCGAAGAGUUCGUCCUUGGGCGCCGGGACGAUGGGCAGAAGGCUCCCGGCGUUGUGCGGCGGCCGGGCGGCGUCGCGGGUGAGGAACAAGCGAGUGCAGCGGCUGAGCUAUUCCUACUCCUCCCCCAAGCCUCCUGCGGCGGCGCUGGCUGGAGGCGGCAGCAAGACCUCCAAGAGUAGUGCAGGAGGAGGAGCAGGUGGGUGCUAUGUCGAAGGCAACGGCGCGUUGAUAGUCGAGGUGGGCAGCGGCAAGAAGGACGGCGCCGGGCGGCGGGUGAUGGUGGUGGUCGACGGCCGGACCGAGGCAGCAGGCGCGCUGCAGUGGGCGCUUUCGCAGGCCGUCCGGAGCAACGACACCGUCGUGCUCCUUGCCGUCGUCAAGCCGGUCGCCCAAGACGCGGUCAGUGAUUCUUGUGUGAAGAUACUGGGGACGAGGAGCUCUCAACACCUCGAGGCGAUGAGGAGCAUGUGCGAAUCAACGCGGCCAGAGGUGAAGGUGGAGACUUGCGCCGUGGAGGCGGAGGAGCGCGCGCCGGCGGUGGUGGAGGCGGCGAGGCGGCACGGCGCGUCGCUGCUCGUGCUGGGCCAGCACCGGCGGAGCGUGGUGCACCGGUGGCUGCAAGUGCUGUGGCGCCGGCGGCGCAGGAGCUCCGGGGGGAUGCUGGAGUACUGCAUCGAGCACGCGCCUUGCGUGGCGCUGGGCGUGCGGCGGAGGAGCUCCGGCGGCUACCUCGUCUCCAGCAAGCGCCACAAGGACUUCUGGCUCCUCGCUUAGCUAGUUAAUCAAUUACCUGGC